Spea bombifrons (plains spadefoot toad) is the source of this 949-nucleotide messenger RNA. Its product is annotated as trypsin-like. Lineage: Eukaryota; Metazoa; Chordata; Amphibia; Anura; Pelobatidae. Gene Ontology annotation, biological process: proteolysis. Bases 72 to 809 code for a protein of 245 amino acids. The transcript is spliced from 5 exons. The record is from RefSeq and is a predicted model, not a curated record. Gene Ontology annotation, molecular function: serine-type endopeptidase activity.
UAGUAGAGAGAGAUUUUGGUAUAAAUACCAGUUAUUUUUCAGUGAAAUUCUAUUCUGGAUUUGACUCCACCAUGAAACUCCUCCUGAUCUGUGUGCUCCUCGGAGCAGCUGCUGCCUUUGAGGAUGAUGACGAUAAGAUUGUUGGAGGAUACACCUGCACCAAGAACUCCGUCCCAUACAUUGUGUCCCUGAACUCCGGCUACCAUUUCUGCGGAGGGUCCCUGAUCGCCAGCCAGUGGGUCGUCUCUGCCGCUCAUUGCUACAAAUCAAGCGUCCAGGUCAGACUUGGAGAACACAACAUCGCUGUGAGUGAGGGCACCGAGCAGUUCAUCAACUCCGUCAAGGUCAUCAGACACUCUGGAUACAACUCCAGAACCCUGGACAACGACAUCAUGUUGAUCAAGCUUGCCUCCCCCGCCACCCUGAACUCCUACGUGAAGACCGUGGCUCUGCCCUCCGGCUGCGCCGCCGCUGGAACCAGCUGCCUGAUCUCCGGCUGGGGCAACACUCUCAGCAGUGGCACCAACUACCCAGACCUCCUCCAGUGCCUGAACGCCCCCAUCCUGACUUCCUCCCAGUGCAGCAAUGCCUACCCCGGAGAGAUCACCGCCAACAUGAUCUGCGUUGGUUACAUUGAGGGAGGCAAGGACUCCUGCCAGGGUGACUCUGGUGGCCCCGUGGUCUGCAACGGACAGCUCCAGGGUGUUGUCUCCUGGGGAUACGGUUGCGCCCUGAGGAACUACCCCGGCGUGUACACCAAGGUCUGCAACUACAACUCCUGGAUCCAGAACACCAUCUCUGCUAACUAAAUGUUUUAAUAUGAAAAUAUACACUUUCUUUUCAUUCUUAAAACUUCUCUCGGAUACUCUAUUUCUUUUUCUUCUUCUUCACCAAACUUCUUGGGCAGUACAUUGUAUCUCGUAAUGUCCAAAUAAAGUAUUGAAUGGAA